AAAUUUAGCCGUCGGAUAUUACAACAGGUUCCGGUGCACUUUCGCUUUGUACAUUGUAGAACGUUAAGAAUGCCGAAAGACAAUCUAAGGGACAAGCUUGAGGGAAACGAGCUCGAUUUGAGUCUCAAUAAUUUGGACACAGUUCCUGUUAAAGAAUUGGCAGCGAUUCCAAAAGCAACCCGUCUUGAUUUGUCCUGUAAUCAACUGACAUCUCUACCAGACAAUUUUAGCUCAUUGACACACUUGGUGAAGAUUGACCUCAGUAAGAAUAAGUUGACAGAACUCCCUCACAACUUUGGGAAUCUUCAGAGUCUUCAGCACCUCGACCUCUUAGGAAAUCAGCUUGUUCUUCUCCCCAUUAGCUUCUACAAGCUAACCAAACUAAAGUGGCUUGACUUAAAAGACAAUCCACUGCAGUCUGACUUGAAGAAAAUUGCGGGAGAUUGCUUGGAUGAAAACCAGUGUAAAAAAUGUGCUACUCAAGUUUUGAAGUACCUUAGAGAUUACAAUUCAGAGCUUGAGAGGUUAAAGCAGAAGAAACUGAAAGAAGAAAGAGAGGAAAAACAGAGACUUAAAAAUCGUGAAGAGGCAGAGCGAGAAAGAGUUCGUCAGGAACGAAAACAGAAAAAGCUUGAAAAUAGGAAAAGAAAAGAUUUUAUGGCAGCAGAUGAGGCCACAUCUUCAGUUCCUGCAAAAAAUGAUGGAAAUAAAGAAACCUCACUUAGAAAUGGAAAAACAGACAAAAGACAGAAAAGUACAGAUGCCAAGUCUGGAAUGUCUUGGCUGACCAUCCUGGCUGUUUUGAUGGUGGUUUUGGGGGUUCUGAUUGGUGUCUGUUACACUGUGUGCCAAGACAACAAGGGUGAAAUGUGUGUGCAAUACUGGGAACCAGCGAAAACUGGAGUCGAAGUUUUUAUUGUCAACAUCAAAACCAAUACUCAAGAGCUUACGGAAAAAUCCAUCGACACUCUUCACAAAUAUUAUAGUACUUAUUUUGGAAAUGAUCAUGAUAAUACAAAAAUCCCCCCAAAUAAGAAAACUCCUGAAAAUACAGCUCAGACUUGAUCUUCUAAUUUGUUAGUGGAAAAAAGUUGUUGUUAAGUUAAUAUUGGAAGUGAUUGAAUUUUGUGUAAAACAGAAUUUUUUUUCAUGGAAAUGAUCUUUCUCAUUGCAGUUCACAAAGAUUAGAAUCUAUUUUUUGCAUGUUUGUAAAAAUCUGCAUUGGAGAAUCACUGUUAUAGAUUAAUCUCAUUCUUUUGCCUUGACAUUAUAGUCAUCAUAUGCUUUCUUCAAAAUUAGACAUAUUUUUAAAAAAAAAUUCAUUUUAGAUGACUUUUGAGUCAUGUGAUGGAGUGCCAAUAUGUGCAUUAAGAUUUUAUAACUUUAGAACAUCACUGAAGAAUCAUACCCUUACAGAUCUAAUGUAACAAGUUGUUGACUGAUUAAAAUGUAGCAAGUUGUUGACUGAUUAAAAUUCCUUACAGAUCUAAUGUAACAAGUUGUUGACUGAUUAAAAUUCCUUACAGAUCUAAUGUAACAAGUUGUUGACUGAUUAAGAUAAAAUCACAUUUUAGAUGACAUUUCAUUGCCAUUAAGUAGCUUUUAUCUCCAAAGAUUGAUUGUAUAUUAUUUAACGUCCCUCUCGAAAUUUUUUUACCCACAUGGAGACGUCACCAUUGCCAGUGAAGGGCUGCAAAAUUUAGGCCUAUGCUCAGCGCUUGUGACCUUUGAGCAAGGAGGGAUCUUUAUGGUGCCACACCUGCUGUGACACAGGGCCUUGGUUUUUGCGGUCUUAACCGAAGGACUGCCCCAUUUAGUCGCCUCUUGAAACAAGCAAAGGGUACUGAGGACCUAUUCUAACCCAGAUCCCCAUGGGAUUGUCUCCAAAGAAAAAAGAAUAGCUCAUCUGUAGAACAUAUUUAAUUACAUACCAGUAUAUGAAAUACCUGUGUUUGCUGUUUGCAUUUUUAACAUAUUAAACAUAAUUUAUUUUUAAUUUUGCUUUGCAUGUGCAUAAAAUAGUUUUCAAAGACAGAAUAAUAUCAAUAUUGAUAUAGAUGUACAGUGUAUUUAUAUUUUCAUUGCUUUUGACAUCUUUACAACUUGCAGUGUAAACAAUGCACGGAUGAAUUUUGAUGAAUGUAAUGACUGGGGAUUCCAACGAAAUGAAAAUAGAAAUGUAAGAAAUAAUAAAUAUUUUAUUCUAUUCAUAAAAGAGCAAAGAUGCAAGGACAUUUUAGAUGAAUGACUGAAUGUGUAUGUAUUUCACAUCAAAUAUGAUUUACAGAUGUUUUGUUUAUAUACAUGUAAGUAGUUCUUCAUGCAAGGCUUUUGCAUUAUAUUUGACCUUGAUUUACCAUCUAGUUCUAAAUAGGAAGGUUUGUACAUGUGUGAACUAUUACAGAAUUAACAAAUAUGUGUGACUAAAGCACAAUCUUCAAACCAGCAUUUUAUUGGGCCAAUCAGAGAGGUGAUUGAAGAUUAGUAAAUCAUGAAAUUAUACUGAAACCAGUGGGGUAGAAAUCGUCAUACUGAAACCAAUGGGGUAGAAAUUGUCAUGCAACAUAUGGGAAGAAUGAUCGGCGAAACCUGUAUAGGAUUUUUUUGAAACAUUAAAAUGUUUCAUUUUAUCUCUGUCUUUGAACGAUUUUAUAAUAAAUUAUAAUGAAACCAACAAACUGAGACUGGUAAUAAUACUAGUAGUGUCAUUAUAAUAUAUUGACAUAUUUCAGAUGUUUUUUGCCUCUGAUAUCUUUAAGGAUGUUGGUGAACAAUGCAUAGGAAUCUUGAUAAAUAUUGUACUUCUAUUUUAAUAGUUGGGAAUUCUGAUAGAAGGGAAAAAAGUGAACAUAGUUACCAUGCUUCAUAUAACACAUUGCAUGAGAAAUAUGCAGGUGUUAAGCUUUGAAGUUCAAUCCCUCAUGUAUAUUCAAAAAAUGAAAUUUAUUUCUUAAAUAUGAAAACUAAGUUUAAUAGAACAGGUAUGUGUUAUUUGUUGAAUGAAUGUAAUAUAUUUUCAUGUGUAUCUGUUAAUGGGGAUGAGGAUGAUGAAUAAAUAUUUUUGAUUUAAAA
Ostrea edulis (European flat oyster) is the source of this 3072-nucleotide messenger RNA. RefSeq names its product leucine-rich repeat-containing protein 59. Bases 70 to 1065 code for a protein of 331 amino acids. Lineage: Eukaryota; Metazoa; Mollusca; Bivalvia; Ostreida; Ostreidae. Gene Ontology annotation, molecular function: protein binding. The record is from RefSeq and is a predicted model, not a curated record. The transcript is spliced from 7 exons.